This is a messenger RNA of Arctia plantaginis, 348 nucleotides long. The record is from the annotation of a GenBank genome assembly. Lineage: Eukaryota; Metazoa; Arthropoda; Insecta; Lepidoptera; Erebidae.
AUGCUGCUGCAGCAGGCGUCGUCGUCGCCUGGUCCAAGCGGCACGGCCAGUCCCAAGUUAGCUCCCAGCCCGAGGCCUAAUCAGAGUCCAUGUUUUGGAACUAGACUGGCUGGUAGUCCAAGUUUGAGUGAUGGAGCGUCUAGUUCAAACAGUCCCAAGUUGGGCGCCAAUAGUCCAAAGUUGGGGGCUAGCCCGAAGUAUGGGAGUCCUCGCCUUGGGAGUGGCAGUCCUAAGCCAGGGCGAGCUGCGUUGGAAGACGAGGCAGCGUUGGAGAGGCUUCAGGCUGAAUUGAAGGAAGGCUGGACGGUGCACACGGGGAGAGAUGGUAGACUAUAUUAUUGCAAGUAA